UUGGCCAGCGUAUGAUAUAUAAUUCUUCUCCUCUUCUCUUCUUCAAGUCAAGACCCUUAUGGCGUCAAAUCAUAAGCCAAAUUGAUCACUUCAACUGCUCAUCUUCCUUGCAUUUUACUGCAAUUACACUUUUCCUUCUUAUCAGGUCCUUGUUGUUAUUAGCCUCAUGAGAGGAUGAGGCCAUGAGGGUAUUAACCUGAAGAAUAUAUAAUGAUUCCAAUAAUACCAAAUUUGUAGCAUUUAGUUGCAAUAAUCAUAUUGCAAUGGAAGCAAUUACGAGCGCUUCUUCAAUGGCAGCUGCAGAGUUGAUCUCUCAAACCAUAGAGUUAUUUACUGAAGCAGCCACUGAAGCCAAGAAUGCCAUUGUAGAGAAGGAGAGUUUUUCAGAGUUUUCAUUAUACUUAGACAGAAUCGUUCCGCUUUUAAAAGAAUUAAGCAAAAAAGAAACUAUUAAUGCGGAUACGACUUUUGUUGAGAUCUUGAAUCAACAAGUCAGACUUGGUAAACAACUGGUUACGGAAUGCAAUCAAAAGAACAGAAUUUACAGGUUGAUGAAUAGCCGGUCGAUCACCAGACGAAUAGGGGAGAUCACACGAGAAAUUAGCCGCGCGUUAAGUUUAAUUCCUUUUUCGCAAUUGGGAGUUUCGGCAAGCAUGAAGCAGGAUCUUGGUCAACUAUGUGAUGUUAUGCAGUCUGUAGAGUUCAAAACAGCUGUAGCAGAUGAAGCGAUUUUGAAGAAAAUAGAAUCGGGAGUUAACGAACGGAAUGCAGAUAGCUCAUAUGCCAACAAUUUACUGGUUUCGAUUGCGCAAGCUCUUGGAAUAUCGACUGAACGAUCUUCAUUAAGGAAAGAAUUGGAAGAUUUUAAGAAUGAGAUAGAAGAUGCAAAGUUGAGGAAAGAUCAAGCCGAAGCAAUUCAAAUGGAUCAAAUAAUUGCGUUACUAGAACGAGCCGAUGCUACGUCUUCUCCUGAAGAAAAAGAAAAAAAGUAUUUGACGAAACGGACUUCGUUAGGAAGUCAACCGUUAGAACCACUUCAAUCGUUCUACUGCCCGAUUACCCGCGAAGUUAUGGUGGACCCCGUUGAAACGGCGUCUGGUCACACGUUUGAAAGAGCUGCCAUUGAGAAAUGGUUGGCUGACGGGAGUAACUUCUGUCCGUUAACCAUGACUCCUUUGGAUAAAUCAUCGUUACGGCCUAACAAGACGUUAAAGCAAUCAAUUGAGGAAUGGAAGGAUCGAAACACCAUGAUCACAAUUGCUUCGAUUAAACCGAAACUCUCAAAGCCAUUAGCGGAAAAUGAGGAAGACGUGAUUUGUUGUCUCGACGAGUUGCAAAGUUUAUGUGAAGAAAGAGGUGUUCACCGGGAAUGGAUAGUUUUGGAGAAUUACAUUCCUACCCUUGUGGGAUUACUCGAUGGUAAAAGCCGAGAGAUAAGGACUCGUACACUUGUCUUACUUUGCAUUUUGGCAAAGGAUAGUGAUGAUGCGAAGGAUAGGAUUGCAAAAGUCAAUGGUUCGGUUGAAUAUAUAGUGCGGUCUCUUGGGCGUAAAAUUUAUGAAGGAAAACUGGCGGUUGAAUUAUUAUUUGAAUUAUCACAAAAUGAGACGUUAAAAAAUCACAUCGGGAUGGUUCAGGGAUGCAUACUACUUUUAGUGACGAUGUCCAACAACGACGAUACUCAAGCCGCCACACGGGCACAUGAACUUUUGGCCCAACUUUCCUUCUCUGAUCAAAAUGUCAUCCAGAUGGCAAAAGCUAAUUAUUUCACACAUCUGCUGCGUCGACUAUCUUCAGGAUCAGAAGAAGUGAAGAUGUGCAUGGUGACAACAUUGGCAGAAAUGGAAUUAACCGAUCACUACAAAUCUUCUUUAUUUGAAAACGGUGCACUCGAUUCACUUCUUCACUUAAUCUCACACGGAAACACUAGAAUGAAAGAAACAGCAGCUAAAGCAAUUAGGAGCCUCUCAACCUUGCCUAAAAACAGCAUACAGAUGAUAAAAAACGGCUCAGUUAACUCGUUGGUCAAUCUUCUCUACAGUCACACGUCAUCACACUAUUUACAGGAUGAGCUGGCAGCCAUAAUCAUGCAUCUUGCCACAUCAACCAUGUCACAGAAUUAUAAUAGACCACCCGUUUCAUUAUUUGAAUCCGAUGGAGAUAUCGAUAGCCUUUUUUCUUUUACCGGUUGUUCAAGACCUUUGGUCCAAGAAAGUUUACUUCAUUCGUUUUAUGCCAUGUGUCAUUCGCCUUUAGCCACUACUGUCAAAACAACGUUGAGACAGAAACCGGAAAACAUACAGUUGUUGGUGGAUUUGUGUAAAAACGAAAACCGGAAAGUGAGAGCAAAUGCCGUUAGGUUAUUCUGUUGUUUAACGGAAGAUGGUGACGACAAAGAGAUUAUAGACCGCAUGGGUCUGCAAUCAAUCGAGACAUUAAUAAAAGUAAUACAAUCUCCCGUUGAUGAAGAAGAGAUUACUUCCGCAAUGGGCGUGCUUUCAAACCUGACUCAGUCAUCUCAACUCACCGAGUCACUAUUAAAAGCAGAAGGACUUCACGUUAUUUCCUCGUGUCUUCGUGACGUAAUGCAAAACCGGCCCCACAAGAAACAGUUAAUAGAGAACACAGUUGGUUCGCUUUGUCAUUUUACCGUCCCUACAAACCAGAGUUCGCAGAAGAAAGUAGCCGAGACAGGUGUCAUUCCAUUAUUGGUCCAGUUGUUAGAGGUAGGAACAAGUUUGACCAAAAGAAAAGCAUCCAUCUCUCUCGGUCAACUUUCUAAAAGUUCAUUUGAGUUAAGUCACGCAAUCCCGAGAAGGGGAUUAUUCAAAUGCUUCUCGCCUCAAUCCGUAUCAGCGUGCCCUGUUCAUCAAGGAAUCUGUACGGUUGAAACGUCGUUUUGUUUAGUGGAAGCCGAUGCAGUUUCACCGUUAGUGAGACUUUUAAGAGAUUCUGAUUUGAAUGUUUCUGAAGCUUCUUUAGAUGCAUUGUUGACUUUAAUUGAAGCUGAAAGACUGCCAUACGGGUCUAAAGUUCUUGCUGAAGCUGACGCCUUACAUCCGAUUAUAAAAUUACUAAACUGCCCUUCUUCGAGUUUGCAGGAAAAAGUAUUGAAUGCAUUGGAGAGAAUAUUCCGUUUGUUGGAUAUGAAGCAAAAAUAUGGGCAUCUGGCUCAGACGGCUUUAGUUGACUUGACCCAACGGGGAAACAACGUAACAAAAUCUUUAGCAGCGCGGAUUCUUGGUCAGUUAAAUGUGCUUCAUGAUCAAUCGUCUUAUUUUUAGGAGCUUUUAAAGUUGAAUUCGAUGAUUGAUAGAAUGAUAGGUAAAAUUUUUGUUAUGGUUUGUAAUUUGUAUCCCCAUCAGUUGGUAGAUAGAUAAUCUGCUGAUCUAUUCUUUUUGUAACUCAUUUUGUGCACAACUUUUGUAUAUGAAUAAUGACAAUACAUGUAUACACAGUUUAAAUUUAAGUUUUGGUGUAA
Molecule: messenger RNA, 3481 nt
Organism: Helianthus annuus (common sunflower)
Lineage: Eukaryota; Viridiplantae; Streptophyta; Magnoliopsida; Asterales; Asteraceae
Product: U-box domain-containing protein 44-like
Exons: 5
Coding region: 264-3284 (1006 amino acids)
Biological process (GO): cell surface receptor signaling pathway; protein ubiquitination
Molecular function (GO): protein binding; ubiquitin-protein transferase activity
Source: RefSeq, a predicted model, not a curated record